Messenger RNA from Symbiodinium pilosum, 185 nucleotides. The record is from the annotation of a GenBank genome assembly. NCBI's taxonomy places the organism in Eukaryota, Dinophyceae, Suessiales, Symbiodiniaceae.
GCCUUCGACAACAUUAUCGACCCUGUCUUCCAGAACCUGGACAGUGAACUGGGAUUUGUAAAAGCUUUCAGCUUGGUACUCAGGGUUCUGUGGCUGGUAGAGCAGCCGUCCCAGAGCAUCCUAUGCCAGCACCCAGCUAUCAAGAUUAUCCUCUCCCAGAUCAUGAAGCCUCGAAUGGUCAAAUG